AUGGAGUCGGGAGAAGCAGCCAAGCCUUUGAUCCAAGCACCCACCGGGGUGGCCCCAAAACGGAGGCGUAGAGGGCAGCACGCAACCUCCAAGGGCAGCGGGAGAAAAAAUGACGAGCUGGUCAAGCGAUUUCAGCCAUCGUUGUCAUGGCUGCUCCCAGGCGCUGCCAGAGUGCAGCGCCGCCUCCUGCCACGCCCAACAAGACCGCCGCCUCCAGGAAUCACCCCUUUGAGAAGGCUCGGCGUGUGGCGACGCUUGCGCCAAGGGGUUGAUUCGGAAGGUGCCCCUGUCUUCGUCACACUGGAAGGCGAUAUUGUUCACAAGCCGCAGAGUUACUGGGCCGCACAGCGAGACGAGGCAAUACUUGCCACCGCUGGAAUCCGUGGACGCGGUCGAGGGAGUCGAAUACACGUGCCCGAGGCUGUGCCUCCGUUUUCUAUUAGGUGGAGGGCGUUCAGCGACGUUCCCUGCAUGUGCGCCGCAGUUGCGGACGGGAUAUACUGGCGGUCCUUGAUAUACUCCGCCCCGACCUCUGGCGGUAAGAGUUUGGUAGCGGAGCUUUUGAUCGCCAGACGCCUCUUGUUCGAGGGAGUUCGCUCCGUCGUGGUGGCACCUCACGUCUCACUAUGCACAGAGAAAGCACAGCACCUCCAGCAGCUUUUGGGCCCUAUGACGUUGCGUGUUGAGGCUUUCCAUGCGAGCGCCAACGCGGCAUCCAACUGGUAUGCUGGUAUUGACGUGGCUGUUUGCACGCUGGAAAAGGCCAACAUGAUCUUCAACAGGCUGAUCCUUGACCUCUUAGCCCCUGAAGUCGCAAUGGCGGAAGACACCGAAACGGCCGGCAAUGCCGCAGCUCUGCAAGAGGCGGGGGAUGGCUGUGACGGUGCUUUUCGUAGCGCGGAUAUUGGAGUUUGUCAGGAAGCUCGCUGGUGGAGCAGUGUCUGCAGGCGUUUGCCUGUCAUUGAGGCGGAGUUCCCCGUGGGUUUGGUUUGUGUGGACGAAAUUCACGUGAUUGGCGACCCGCAGAGGGGGCAUCUCUUGGAGAUGCUUCUGGCGAAGGUGCUCUUCCUGAAUCGAAUCCUGAAGCGGCCCAUACAGCUAGUGGGCAUGUCUGCUACCCUUCCGAACGCUGCUCAAAUUGCCGAGUGGCUGGACGCCGAGCUAUUCGUUACUGGUGAUCGGCCGUCGCCUCUCGACCUCUUUGUCAAGGUUGGGUCCGAGGUGUAUGCGUGGGACAAAACUGAAGGAUUGCAGUCGGCGCGGCGCUUGCAUGGAGGCCGUCUCUCCCUGCCUCCCUUGGUGGAGGCUGCAGCGUCGGCUGCUGCACGGGCACUGGCAGCGGCGGGGACUGCUGCGCACGCGACAGCGUCUUCGGGGGGGGCGCACCAGCUCCCCACCGUGCCGUUGACAGCGAGUCUAGGAGCAGGACGGGGAAAACAUGCGUCUGUGGUCGCUUCAGCCUUGCGCUGCCUGAGAGAAGAAGCCGACAUUGUCUCCCCGAACUCGCCUCCCUCCAGGCGGGCAGGCUCCACAGGAGGCGGAGCGAACGGCUCCGCUGCUGCCAGAGAACACUGCUGCGGAUGGCAGGAAGACGCAGAGCACUUGGCGACUUUGACAUGGGAGACGCUUCGCGAAAGUCGCAAAGUCAUCAUCUUCUGUCCCACGCAGGAGUGGACUGCCCGCACAGCCAGCUUCCUCGCAAAAGCUUUGCCGUUCUGCAGACGGAUGGAGGCUUGGGCGGAUCUGCUCAGGCAGCGUGCUGCAGCCUGCCUAAGUAUUCGAAGUCUGAACGCCUGCGAGUCGAUGCAGUGCCCGCGAGAGGUCCCCCCCCAACGCGCUCAACAACAGCAACAACAGCAGCUGCAGCAGCUGCAACAGCUGCAACAGCAGGCGCUGCGGCAAGCACGGCAGGAACUUUUUGCCCUGCCAGUCAGCAUGUUGGCACAGCUGCUGGCUCACAGUCCCCAUUUGUAUGUCGAUCAGCAGACUCUAAGAGGCCGCGAAGACAUGCAGUGGCAGCUAGCACAGCUUUCGCUAAUCCCCCAAGCCACCAUGUUGGCUGCGAUCCGCGAAGGCGUGGCAUAUCAUCAUGCGGGCCUGAGCGGGGAGGAACGAGAGUGCGUGGAGAACGGCUAUCGUCGCGGCUACCUGAGCGUGUUGUGUGCAACCACGACACUGGCUCUGGGUGUCAAUCUUCCCGCUGCUCGCGUCAUCGUUCGCGCUCCCCAUGUAGGACGAAACGAGCUUUUGUCGGCUGCUCGAUUUCAGCAAAUGGCAGGCCGUGCCGGACGGAAAGGCCUCGAACAUAGAGGAGAAGCCUACAUAAUCUGCUCUGCUGACACCCUCCCGCAUGUGCAGGAUCUCGUCAAGACAGUGGCUGCAGCCGCCUCGCCGGAGCGCUCUUCGUCCACGGGCACCAAGGGCAGCGUUGCUGCUGGCGUAUCGGCUCUAAAGGGCCAGCACCUCUGCCGCUUUCUCCUCGAGACUGUGCAUGUGCUGUUGCCUCUGUUGCGUCGGGGCAGGGAAGGCUUUUCCAGAAACACAGAUGGCGGCGCGUUCGGGGAUAUUGCAGCAGUUCUCUUGCAGUGCACGCUGCGAAGCCGCCAGGAGUCGCACGCGUCGCUCGUUGAGGAGGCUGCGGCGGCUGUCCGCUACCUCCACACGUGCUUUCUUCUGGAAGCCGAAGCUGCCAGCGCCUCUCCCCCUUGUUGCGCGAUGCAGCAGCAGUUCCAAGGCCCUUCAGAUCCAUGGCUGUGCUGCAGCGGAGCGUCUGCUCAUGAGAAACCUGCAGUUCAUAACUCCGCAAGGCCUGCGCCUCAUGCAAACUUGGCAAACGCACCCCCCGAGCUGGUCGAAGCCGCUCAUACGACCCCCUCGCAAACAUGCAGAUUCCCACUGCGCGCGCUCGCCUUUCCCCCGUCCACCCUCCCCGCCCCCUGUCAAGCUCUUUUGCAGCGCUACCCCUGUCUGCGGUCCCCUGCAGUGCUGGCUAGGAUGCUCCAAGCGGCACUUCACGCAAGCGACAAUGCAGAGGCCAUGCCCGACUCCGCGCCGCUGCUGCACGCAGCUCCGCGAGGGCCCCCAGACGCAGCUCCCGACACCACCUCGCAUCUUCCCGCUUCGUCAAAACAUCCCCCGCAAAGCCGCGGAGCCACAGGCCAGUCCAGCCGCGCACCGAUGCUCUCUUCCCGCGACGAGGAGGCCUUUGCGGCACGCCUGCGACUGCAUUUUAGCGCCCUUGACGAGCUGGCUGCGCAGCUAGAAGGCAAAACGCAUCCUGCUCGCGGGAGGAGUAGCGACGUCGACGUGGAGGGCGGAAAAGCAGGGGGAGAAGGAGGACGUCGACUGGCUCUCACGGAAGCAGGAGCCGCCACAGUUGAAGCGGGCCUUGCACCGUGGGAAGGCGCAGAGUUGUAUGCCGACAUUUUCAAGACGAGCGUUCUAGGCCUCUGCGCGACGAACGAGCUCCACAUCAUCUUCCUCGCCGCUGUCUCCGUCGGGGGAGACGCACAGCCGCAUUGGCGAUGCUACUUGUCGGUCUACGACAGUCUCGACCCUGCAUGCAGGGCGGCAUUGUCAGAAGUCUUCUCCAUGCUGGCAGGAAAACUCAAGCUCGCUUGCCUACCUGUUGGAGCACUCGUCUCGAAAUUUAAGGACCUGGCGGAUACGCAGACCAAGGGCAGUUGUUUUGCGUCAAACAGUGAUGCACGUCGUGACGCAAUUGUCUUGCAGCAAUUCCUACAGCUAGAAGGCAUGACACCUAGAAGAGCCACCGCACUUCGCGCUAUCCAGGUCAACACCUGUGAGGAACUGCUUAAUACGCCAGUAUACGAUAUUUUCAAGGCAUUGGAGGCAGCAGAGCCCGCUUUUCUCACCGCGGCAGACCACAAUGCAGAGGCAAAUCAGGACGCUUGGCUAUGCAAAAUGCGUCGUCAGCGUGCACGCCUGCUGGCAGUCGCCGUGAAGCUAAAGGAUGCAGCACAGAAAGAACAAGCAAUGCGGCUGCAGGCGCUGGAAGAUGAAGCAGCUGGGCAUUGGUCAUUAGCAGAAAAGCUCUCCGAACAGUCUGGGGAUGAAGAGGGUUCUGUUGCCAGCCAGCAGCAUUCGUGCUUGCAAAGUACGGACCACGAGCCCACUGCUAACUGCAAAAGUUAA
This is a messenger RNA of Cyclospora cayetanensis, 4155 nucleotides long. RefSeq lists its product as uncharacterized. Gene Ontology annotation, molecular function: ATP binding; nucleic acid binding. NCBI's taxonomy places the organism in Eukaryota, Apicomplexa, Conoidasida, Eucoccidiorida, Eimeriidae. Bases 1 to 4155 code for a protein of 1384 amino acids. The record is from RefSeq and is a predicted model, not a curated record. The transcript has 21 exons.